Messenger RNA from Prunus armeniaca (apricot), 1695 nucleotides. Lineage: Eukaryota; Viridiplantae; Streptophyta; Magnoliopsida; Rosales; Rosaceae. The record is from the annotation of a GenBank genome assembly.
AUGAAGCAAGGGACGCCACCAUCUUCAACAAAGAGUGAAAGCAAAGUUUCUGGUAAUAUGUCACAGCCAACACCACCAUCUUAUCUCAGAGCUUCAGCUUCUUCCAAAGCAAAGGAGUCUCCAAGUCCAAGGCCAUCAAGAGCAAAGUCAGUCUCCCCAGAUGUGAAUUGUGACAAUUCCAGGAGCAUUAGGAAGUCUCUUUUGCUCAACAAGCCUAAAUCUGGAGAGUUGGUGUUGGGAUCUCAGAAAAGUAAGGAACUUGAAGAGACUAAAGCUGUGGGUAGGCCUGGAAAUCGCCAGGUUGCUGAGCAAUUUGCAAGGCCAAGGCCGCAGAGGCCUGCGGAUCCUAAUUCCAAGAGAAAUGAAGACCACCCACAUGAGAAAAACAGAGAAUUGCAGGAAAAAUUUUGCAUGAGUGAGAGUUUGAUCAUGAAUUUGCAGGCUGAGGUGUUGGCCUUGAAGGCAGAGUUGGAUAAGGCUCAGGGCUUGAACGUGGAGCUGCAGUCACAGAACAAAAACCUCACUGAGAAACUUGCUGCUGCUGAAGCAAAGAUAGCAGCUUUUACCACUCGUGAACAGCGGGAGACAAAUGGAGAGUACCAGAGCCCUAAAUUUAAAGACCUUCAGAAACUCAUUGCCAACAAAUUAGAACGCCCAGUAGUAAAGAAAGAGGCAGUCAAAGAAAAAAGUGCUAAUAAAACACCAGCUCCAGCACCAACUGGUGCAAUUCCUAGAGUUGCAGCCACCCAAUCUGGGCCACCACCUCCGCCCCCACCGCCACCUUCAGUUCGAUCCCCAACCCCACCACCACCUCCACCUCAGCCCUCAGUGAGAUCAACUACCAGUGCCACUCGGAAGGCUCCAUCCCUUGUAGAAUUUUAUCACUCAUUAAGAAAGCAAGAGGUGAAGAGGGACUCUCCAGAAUCUAGAAACCAUCAUAAACCAUCAGCUAUUAGUGCUCAUAAUAGCAUAGUUGGAGAGAUUCAAAACCGUUCAGCACAUCUGUUAGCUAUAAAAGCAGAUGUUCAAACAAAAGGAGAGUUCAUCAAUGACCUUAUCCAGAAGGUGCUAGUUGCAGCAUAUACUGAUAUAGAAGAUGUCCUAAAAUUUGUGGAUUGGCUUGAUGGAGAACUCUCAUCCUUGGCUGAUGAACGGGCUGUCUUAAAGCAUUUUAAGUGGCCUGAGAGGAAAGCUGAUGCCAUGCGAGAAGCUGCAAUUGAAUAUCGUGACCUUAAACUGUUGCAAAGCGAGAUUUCUUCUUAUAAGGAUGACACUGACAUUCCAUGUGCAGCUGCCUUGAAGAAGAUGGCGGGCUUAUUAGACAAGUCGGAGCGAAGUAUACAAAGGCUAAUUAAGUUAAGAAACUCAGUUAUGCGUUCUUAUCAGGAAUUGAAAAUUCCAAUUGAUUGGAUGCUUGAUUCUGGGAUUGUGAGUAAGAUAAAGAAGGCUUCCAUGAAUCUGGCUAAUGUUUACAUGAAGAGGGUGACAAUGGAGCUUGAAUCCAUUCGGAAUUCAGAUAGAGAAACAAGUCAAGAAUCUCUUCUGCUUCAGGGCGUGCAUUUUGUAUAUAGGGCUCACCAGUUUGCUGGAGGUCUGGACUCUGAAACAUUAUGUGCUUUUGAAGAAAUAAGACAGCGAGUACCGGGACACUUGGGAGGUUCUCAAGAGCUGUUGGCAGGCAUAGCAUCUUCCUAA